AUGAACGGUCGUAAAUGGGGCCAAAUUACCGGUGAAGACCAGAAAAAGGCUGCAGCCGACUAUACGAAACGACUCAAUGAUUGCAUCAAAGAAGGAACGGUAACGGCAGAAUGUUUGCAACCUCCUGCAUUCUGCGGUAAAUAUGAAAAGAGAAUGGUCGAGUAUAAUGGCUGCGUUGUUCUG
This is a messenger RNA of Anisakis simplex (herring worm), 183 nucleotides long. The record is from the annotation of a GenBank genome assembly. NCBI's taxonomy places the organism in Eukaryota, Metazoa, Nematoda, Chromadorea, Rhabditida, Anisakidae.